AUGGCGUUCUCAGGAGCGGUGAAGAUCGGCGAUCUGAACGACUUCAUCGCUCCGUCUCAGGCAUGCGUAGUGAGCCUGGAGGGCGGCAAGCUGGCCGCCGCCAGUGAUGCGGAGGUUGGCACGGUGCAGUUGCAGCCACGCGGCUUCUCGCAGACCCUGCCUGCAGCAGUUGACCAGCCGGUCAAAGUGUCGCUGCACGACUGUCUGGCCUGCAGCGGGUGCGUGACGUCAGCAGAGACUGUGUUGCUCCAGCACCAGAGUGCCGGGGAGCUGCUGCAGCGGCUGGCAGACCCCAGCUGGACCGUGGUAGUUUCCCUAUCACCCCAGUCAGUCGCCGUGCUGGCGGCGCUGCAUGGGCUGCCGGCAGCAGAGUGCGCUGCGCGGCUGGUGGCGUUCCUUCGCCAGCUGGGUGCAGCCGCUGUGUUCGACAUCGCCGCCGCUCGGCAGCUGGCGCUGGCAGAAGCGGCGCACGAGUUUGUACAACGCUACAGCCAGAGCGCCCGCGGAACAGCAGCGCUAUCAGCAGCAGCAGCAGCAGCAGCAGCAGCAGCAGGAGAGGAUGCUAUGGAUGUGGAUGCAGCGGUCGCUGGGCGCGGCAGUAGAGAUGGCGGCGGGCCGCUGCCCAUGCUUGCAUCAGCCUGCCCCGGCUGGGUGUGCUAUGCUGAGAAGACGCACGGCGAGCACGUGCUGCCCUACAUUGCCACAGGCAAGAGCCCGCAGGCGGUGAUGGGCACGCUGGUCAAGCGGCGCUGGUGCAUGGCGGCGGGGCUGUUGCCAGCCUGGGUGUACCAUUGUACCAUCAUGCCCUGCUAUGAUAAGAAGCUGGAAGCUGCGAGGGAGGACUUCAAUCUGCCUGGCACCCAGGUACCUGAGACUGACUGCGUGCUGGCCACAACCGAGCUGCAAGAGCUGCUGGAGCAGCGGCAGGCUGACCUGGGCAGUCUGCAGGGGGCACCCUUUGAUAGCAUGGUGCCACUGCCGGCAGCAGGGGCAGCAGCUGCGCCAGCAUGCAAUGGCAGCGAUGGUGCUGGUGCUAGCAGCAACGGCUGGCACGCUGCGCCAAAGCCGCCGACCAGCAGCAGCGGCAGCGACGCCGGCGGCACGCUGCCCGCCAGCAGCGGCAGCGGCGGCUACCUGGAGUAUGUGUUUCGGGCAGCAGCGCGGCAGCUGUUCGGGCGGCAGCUGCCGGCGGGGCCGCUGGCAAUGAGGGUCGGCAGGAAUGCGGAUCUGCGGGAGGUGACCCUGGAGGCGCCUGGCGGCGGCCCGCCGCUGCUGCGCUUUGCCGCCGCCUACGGCUUCCGCAACAUCCAGGGGCUGAUGCGCAAGGUGAAGCUGGGGCGGUGCGAGUACGACUAUGUGGAGGUGAUGGCCUGCCCCUCAGGGUGCCUCAACGGCGGCGGCCAGCCCAAGCCUGCUGCGGGCCAGACCUCGGCGCAGCUGCUGGAGCAGCUGGAAACGCUGUAUGCGGACGCUGGCAGCGGCCAUGGGGCGGUGCAGCCGGAUGCAGACCCUGCAGUACAGCAGCUGUACCACGAGUGGGUGCAGGGCCAGCCUGGGUCGGAAGCCGCCCGGCAGCUGCUGCACAUGCAGUACCAUAAGCGUGAGAAGACGGUAACUGCGACCCUGGCCGACUGGUGA
Messenger RNA from Chlorella variabilis, 1638 nucleotides. RefSeq lists its product as hypothetical. The transcript is spliced from 6 exons. Lineage: Eukaryota; Viridiplantae; Chlorophyta; Trebouxiophyceae; Chlorellales; Chlorellaceae. The record is from RefSeq and is a predicted model, not a curated record. The coding region runs from base 1 to 1638 and encodes 545 amino acids. Gene Ontology annotation, molecular function: 4 iron, 4 sulfur cluster binding.